AUGGAGCUCGGCGCUGGCCGACCCGUCCCGCUGUGGAUCCAUGUCCGGCAUCUGCGAUUCUCCGAUGCCGUCAUCCGACCGCCUGCCAAAAUGGGAACCUACGGCUUCCCUACCGCCGCCCACGUUCCGAGGGCCGAUUCUUUCGCCGACGACAGCGUUUCGCAGCUCGACAACGUCGGGCCGCCGCCGGAUCACUCGAUCGCGAUGGGUGUUUGUGCGUCAUGUCUCGGGCGGGGAAACAAGGACGUGUAUGACGAGGACGAAGAAUCUCGACUCCUCUACGACGACCCGAACAAUGUGCACUAUGGAAGCUUCGCAGAGCAGAGCGUGAAUGGUCAGGAUGACCCGAUGGAGGUGCAGCGGGAGACUGAGGCUCUGCAGCGAGUCGUGGCGAAGACGUCCGACAAUAUGGUCGACAUCUUCGAGAUUGCCCCGCAGGAUCACGCACAGCGGCCUGCGCCAACUACGUUUGCGUAUGCAGGGCAGGAAGCCCGCAUCGUGCGGUACCAACACUUGUUGUCGAAACUGACUUCCAAGGAUGAGGCCCCGGCAGGCGUCCAAGUGGAUUGGCUUCCCCAGGAAGACGACACAAUCGAGAUGCAACGCGGCGCCCCUACGGUCAAGGCCGAGUCGAACAAGCCCCUUGUUGGCACCUUUGCAGAUGCUGCGGCCGCCAUGGCAUGA
Molecule: messenger RNA, 684 nt
Organism: Colletotrichum karsti
Lineage: Eukaryota; Fungi; Ascomycota; Sordariomycetes; Glomerellales; Glomerellaceae
Exons: 4
Coding region: 1-684 (227 amino acids)
Biological process (GO): lysosome organization; cholesterol homeostasis; endosomal transport
Cellular component (GO): Ragulator complex; late endosome membrane; membrane raft
Source: RefSeq, a predicted model, not a curated record